Molecule: messenger RNA, 2360 nt
Organism: Salvia miltiorrhiza (redroot sage)
Lineage: Eukaryota; Viridiplantae; Streptophyta; Magnoliopsida; Lamiales; Lamiaceae
Product: pentatricopeptide repeat-containing protein At2g30780-like
Exons: 2
Coding region: 1-1320 (439 amino acids)
Molecular function (GO): mRNA binding; protein binding
Source: RefSeq, a predicted model, not a curated record
AUGGCGGCGGCGGCGCGCGGCGGAGCAGCGUCGCUGCGGAUUCUUCGAGCUAAAUACACUUCGUCGGUAAAUGAAGGCCGCCGCCGUUGCCGGUUUGCGCGGCUUCUCAACAUUCAACAACGCGAUUCUUCUUCUUCUUCUUCUUCUUCCUCCGCUUCAUCAACCGAAAUCCCUCUGCUCCAGAAGCUUCUCAAAGCGCCGCUUUCAACAAUCAAAUCAACCCUCGAUUCCGAGUUCAGCUCCGACUCGGCCGAGUUCCCCUCCGCCGCCCUGCUUUCCUCCCUCCAUACAUCCGCUCCACAGAAGGCUAAUCUGAUUAUCGAAUGGAAACUAGAGAAACUGAGAAACGACGAUGCAAAUUCGAAAGAUCUCACUCGUUAUGCUCGAUUGAUAUCGUUGUGUGAGAGCAUCAAAAACCUAGAUGUAGCAAUGCUUGUGUUUUCAUCAAUGGAGGAGCAAGGAAUCAGGCCAACCUCCUCAGUUUUCAAUGCCCUAAUAUCUACGAGCUUAUCUUCGGGUAAUUUGAUGACAGCAUUGAGCUUAUUCGAGAUCAUGGAGGCCUCGGAGAGCUACAAACCCGAUGCAAACAGCUACAACGCCUUCAUCUCCGCGUAUGCAAGCAGGGGAAACAAGACUACAGCCGAAGAUUGGUUGAAGGCUAAGACGGCAUCCGGAUUUCCUGCUGAUGCUCGGACGUAUGGCUUCCUCGUGCGUUGUUGCAUCAAAUCUAGGGCCUUUGAGGAUGCUCGGAGGUAUUUUGAGGAGAUGACGUUUGAAGGCCUAGUGCCCGAUGAAUCGGUUGCUCAAGACGUGCUGAUGAUGUACUGCCAGCUGAGGGACUCUCGUAAGGUGAAGGAAGUUUCGGAGUUUGUCUUGAAACACGGGGGGCGGAUUGAUCGGAUUGUGUGGAAGAAGGUUGUGGAUUUGUAUCGUGAGCUAGGGUUGGCCGGAGCUCUGGAAGAGCUGGUGGUGGCUUUGAGAGAGUCGAGCCAGGGUUCAGAAGCUCGUUCCGUGGUUCACUGCUCGUUGAUAAGGAUGUACGCGGACAGGGAUAGAUUGGACGACGUUGAGUACUGCGUUGGGCGGAUGCUGAAGCAUGGCGUCUCGUUUGGCUGCGACGAGGAUGUUGAGAAGGUGAUAUGUUGCUAUUUCAGGAGGGAGGCUUAUGAUCGGCUCGACAUGUUUUUGGAGCGUGUGAAGCAUUCGUGUAAGCUCACGAGAUCGACUUAUGAUCUGCUCGGAGCUGGCUACCGGCGUGCAGGCCUGUCGGAGAAGAUGAACGCCGUGGCGAGUGAGAUGAAACGUGCCGGUUUCGUUUAGUUUUUGAGCGAAGCAGAAACUACGAUUAGGUAAAGAAUUCGUGAUACUCCCUUCGUCCAUAUGAAAUUUGACACAUUGUGGGCGGCACGAGUUUUAAUAAAGCGUGCGUGAAGUUGUAAGUCGAGUAAGCGUCUUACUUUAAAUGUGAGUAGAGUCGUGUGCACCUUACUGUUAUAAGUGGAAGUGACAAAUUUUGUGUGGACGGACUAAAACGGAAACUGUGACAAAUUUUGUCUUGGAUGGUAGGAGUAGCUUUUAUUGGGAGAAAUUGAUGGGAGUUAUUUACAUUCACAAGUUGAACUAUAUAUGAUCUGCUCUAGUUGAAUUUCCACAUUUGUUCUGACAGGGGAGACGGAGACGGCGGUUACCCCUUCUCCUCUGCCUCGUCUGCAGACAAGAACGAUCUGGACUCGGCCUCGGCCUCCGUUUUGUCUACGGACACAAGCAUGAUUGACUUGGCCUCCGCCUCGUCCGAGGGCAGGAACGACCUACACCAUUCCAUCCAGGGAAGGUCCUCUUCCUGCUGCUCGAUCCACGAGAGGAAGCAGCUGUCCAACAAGCAGAAGAUGUUGACGUAGAGGAGCUGGUACCGGACGGGGACGAAUCGGAAGUUGGCGAUCUGGAUGAACGGCCACAGCGUCACCUCUAGGAUGACGGCCGGAAUGAAGUCGCGCAUCAACUCCUCCUUCACCUGGGAGACGGAUUUCCCCGAAGAGAACCCCAUGUAGGUGAAGAAGAAGAGCAAGUCCAUCGGCCCGAAGAUCAGCACGUCGAGUGCUACCUUCGUCGCGAUGAAAUGCAACGAAUUCGGGUGUAGCUUCAGCUGCAGCCUGAUGAAGCUAUCCAGCCAAUCGUACCUGCGUUUCCAAGAAAAAAAAUUUAGACCUAAAAUUGUUCGACUUUCGAGUCUAAAAUCAGUCCAAACAUCCAUACAAUUCGUGUGUAAAAUGCAAAGUUUAUGAGACAGUCUCACGUAAGUUUUUGUGACGAAAGAUAUUCCGUCUUAAAAAUCUCAAUUUAUGAGGAAGAUUGUGACGAAA